AUGUCAAACCCAAAGUUCCUCGUUGACAUCGACGGUAACGCCAUCACCACUGACCAGUGGUACAAGAUCAUGCUCUCUGACGGCACUGAGCUUGGUGUCGGUGCCACUGUCGAGAAACGUAUGGCCAGCGCCCCCGUCCCUUCUGGACAAGGAAUGGUUGUUCGCUAUCGCUUCAAAGAAAAUAACGACACUGCACUCUAUCGCUGGGUCGAAGGCGAAACCGGUUUCAUUCGGGGACUACGCACGGGCCUCGGUGGCACCCAAAAUCGCAAGAACCUUAGCCUGUCGUUCUACCUGAAACCGAGGGUCUUCGCUUGGUAUGAUGAACCCCCCGCAACGGGGCCGUCGUACGGUAUCAAGGCAUACCAGCUUCCUGGCAAUAGGAUUGCAUUGUAUGGACUUGAUGACCAAGGAAAUGCUCUCGGCCUCAGAGUCUAUCAUGAACCCACCGGGGGGUUAUCGAUUCGGGCGAUGGGAGGAGACUGGCCAUUGAGCUUGGAUGUGGCGUUUGUUCGAGUGGAUAAGACUUUCGCAGUGAACGGUAACCCGUAUUUCUAA
Messenger RNA from Marasmius oreades (fairy-ring Marasmius), 558 nucleotides. RefSeq lists its product as uncharacterized. The transcript has 2 exons. NCBI's taxonomy places the organism in Eukaryota, Fungi, Basidiomycota, Agaricomycetes, Agaricales, Marasmiaceae. Gene Ontology annotation, molecular function: endopeptidase inhibitor activity. The record is from RefSeq and is a predicted model, not a curated record. Bases 1 to 558 code for a protein of 185 amino acids.